AUGCCUGGCUCCAACACGUCAGACGUCUCGCCCAUGGCCCGCAGCCCGCGCUCGUCGUCGCCAGCCGCGCAACGAGGCUCAGAAGAGCCAGGCCGCCUCUUGUCACCGCCUCCUCGGCCGGGCCACGUCAACGAGACACAGGACCUCUACAACCCUUCGCCCUCGGACGCCGCCCCCAGGAUCAUGCGCUCCGCCCCGACCGGCUCGCCCUUGUCUCCCAAAGAGCCCAACGAAUUUCCCUUCAAUGCGCCCGCCAGUGCCAUUGGCGGCAAUGGUUCCGCCGAACCUGCGGAGACGCCCCUUCGAGCCCCAAAGCCAUCCUCGCACAUGUCCAAUGGCUCCACCGGCUCCUACUACCCGCCCUUUGCGCCCAUGUCACGGCACCCGACCGAGGGAGAGCUGUCCGACACGCCCCGAGAGCGAAAGAGCGUCCAGUUCGCUCGCCCGACAACACUCAACUCGGACUCUAUCCAGGCGAAUUCACGCCAGCAGUCAUGGGAAGCCGACGAGAGCGAUGGCAAGGGCAAGGAGCGCAGCACACAAGCCUCGUCGCUGAUAGGCAAGCUGAGGGCCCUGGCAUCGCCCAUCCAGGGACAUGGCCGGAGCCUGAGUGUCCUGGGAGGAGCGUCGUCGGGCCACGAGGGCUCGCCCCACGGCCAGCUAUCGCCCACAUCCGAACUCGACGAGCCGCGAUUCGAGGCGCACGACAGUGAGGCGGACGCAGAUGCUGAGUCCAGUGCCGGUGAGGGCGCCUCACGAUCCAGACCGAGACAGAAACGGCGGAAGAGUAGCCGCCGCUGGUUUGACGGCGAGGCCGAAGGCACACAGACAGCCCCGACAACGCCAAAGCAAUCGGGCGGUGGCUUCUUCUUCUCGAGGGACUCGCCCACCAUGACUCCCACCUCUACGCGCCCGGGCUUCCUGCGUCGAUCCACGAUGGACGACAUACCCGAGAACGAGCGUCAGGGCUACUCAGAGGACGAGGGGCGCUCGCGCAUAGCCAAGGAGAGUGCUUGGACACGUGGACUGCAUAGCGCCAGAGGCCUGUCAUACGGCGGUCUGCGACGACACGACCCAAACAGCGAAGAAGAUGGCCAGCAAAGCCGGCCAGCGGGAAAUCUGCGAAGCCUGACAACGUUUAGAAAUGCCCAUGGCGACACACAACCUUCGCCAUGGAGGAUGCGUAGCGAGCGCACAUCAAGCUUGAGUGCUCAAAAGUGGAAGUCAAUCAAGAACAGUCUGAAGCUUUUAGGAAACAGGCAAAAGGUGGAGCGCCAGAUUGACCAUGCAAAGUCGGCCGAACUCAUGGCCGAACUGCUUGCUGGAGCCCCUGCUGCCCUGUUCCUGGCCAGUAUGUUCCAGCGCGACGAGCACGGCCACAAGCGCAUUCCUGUCCUGCUCGAACAGCUCAAAGUUAGCAUUACCGAUAGCGACCGCCCGGGAAAGAAAGAGAGCGACCGCCACACCGCUCUGCGCAUCGAACUGGAGUACGGCAGCGGCCUUACACGAAUGAAAUGGGUCGUCUACAGGAGCGUCGCCGACUUUGCCAAUUUGCAUCUCAAGUUCAAAGUUCAAGAGAAACAAGACGCUUUCCGGAGCCGGCCUGCGAACCGCGCGCGCGAGAUCAAGGACAAGGCCGCCAAAGAUGGCGAGGAAGACGAAGAAGAAAAGGACGACCCCAGGACAAAACUCCCCCGCUUCCCCAGGAGUGUGCUUCCCUACCUCCGAGGUCUCAGAGGCUAUGGUAUUCUGGAUGACGAAGGCGAAGAGGAGGAGGAGGAGACUGCGGUCGGGGGUGCUGCCAGCGGUCCCGAAGGCGAUGCCAGUGGUACGGAACGACCCAAAGGAAAGCGAGGCAAGUCGUCCUUCUUGGGUCGGAGACAAUCCAGCGUUAGUGGCAGUCAGGCUCAAAGCGCCGUUGGCGCACUUGUAGUAAGACAGGGCAGCUUUGUAGGAGCCUCCGGUCAGCCAGCCCAGGCAAAACAGACCCAUCACGAGCGACAACGGAAGAAGCUGGAACAGUACUUGCGCAGCUUGAUGACCUAUCUCAUCUUCCGCCCUGACAGCAACCGGUUGUGCAAGUUUCUCGAACUCUCUGCCCUCGGUGUCCGACUGGCAGCUGAGGGUGGCUAUCACGGCAAGGAAGGGUAUUUGAUGAUCAAAUCCUCAAAAGGUGUCGAUAACAGAAAAGGCUGGACCAAGGUUUCCAUGAUCAAUCGCCACUGGCCAAAAUGGUUUCUUGUAAGGCACAGCUACGUCGUGUGCGUAGACUCCCCAGAGGAGAUGAAUGUCUACGACGUGUUUUUGGUGGAUGCCGACUUCAACCUCGAAUCCAAGUCAGGCAGGAUACGAGACAAGAAAGCAAGAGACAUUGCAAGCGAGGCAAAGGCAUCCGCAACGGGCCAUCACCAGCUGAAGCUUGUCAAUGCCGAGCGGAAGAUGAAACUGCUGGCUAGGAACGACAGGAUGCUGCAGCAGUUUGAAGACUCUAUCAGCUUCAUGUCACAAAACACAGUGUGGUCACAACGUCAGCGCUUCGACAGCUUUGCCCCAGUUCGCAGGAAGAUCUACGCACAAUGGCUUGUUGAUGGCCGUGACUACAUGUGGAAUGUAUCUAGAGCCAUCAGCAUGGCUCGAGAUGUCAUCUACAUCCACGAUUGGUGGCUCAGCCCGGAGCUCUACCUACGUCGGCCAGCUGCCAUCAGUCAGAAGUGGAGACUCGACAGACUACUGCAACGCAAAGCCCAGGAGGGUGUCAAGAUCUUCGUCAUCAUGUACCGCAAUAUUGGUGCCGCUAUUCCCAUUGAUUCCGAGUACUCCAAGUUCUCUCUGCUCGACCUCCAUCCAAACAUCUUUGUGCAGCGUUCACCAAAUCAGAUCCGCCAGAACACCUUUUUCUGGUCUCAUCACGAGAAGAUCUGCGUAAUCGACCAUACAGUUGCUUUCUGUGGAGGUGUUGAUUUGUGUUUUGGUCGCUGGGAUACGCCGCAGCACGUCGUCGUGGAUGACAAGCCUACUGGUUUUGAGCUCGACGACACACCCAAGGACGCCGAUCACUGUCAGUUGUGGCCGGGUAAGGACUACUCCAAUCCUCGAGUACAGGACUUUUUUGCGCUCGACAAACCUUACGAGGAGAUGUACGACCGCUCAAAGGUCCCCAGAAUGCCGUGGCACGAUGUCGGUAUGCAGAUCGUGGGCCAGCCAGCACGCGACUUGACCCGGCACUUUGUCCAACGGUGGAACUACUUGCUGCGCCAACGUAAGCCUUCGCGGCCAACACCAUUCCUGCUGCCGCCGCCCGACUUCAACCCGGCCGAUAUCGAGGCGCUUGGACUUGACGGAACGUGCGAGGUGCAAAUCCUUCGUUCUGCAUGUGCCUGGUCACUGGGCACCCCGAACAAGGUUGAGCACAGCAUCAUGAACGCAUACGUGCAGAUGAUUUCUACCUCGGAGCACUUUGUCUACAUUGAAAACCAGUUCUACAUUAGCAGCAGCGAGGUCCUGGGUACCAAGAUUGAGAACAAGAUCAACGAUGCCCUCGUCGACCGUAUCAAGCGUGCUCAUGCAAACGACGAAGACUGGAGGGCCUGCAUCAUGCUACCUCUUAUGCCUGGAUACCAAAACACGGUCGACGAGCAAGAAGGUAGCAGUGUCCGUCUCAUCAUGACUUGCCAAUAUCACAGCAUCUGCCGUGGCGAAGGCUCCAUCUUUGGGCGUCUGAGAGCUGCUGGUAUCGAGCCAGAAGACUACAUCCACUUCUAUGCCCUGCGAUCCUGGGGCGAGAUUGGGCCGAGCAAGAUGCUGGUCACGGAGCAACUCUACAUUCACGCCAAGAUCAUGGUUGUUGACGAUCGGGUUGCCAUUAUUGGAUCUGCAAACAUCAACGAGCGCUCCAUGCUGGGAUCACGCGAUUCCGAAAUUGCAGCCAUCAUACGCGAUACCGAAUUACUCGACUCUUACAUGGGUGGCCAGCCGUACAAGGUCGGCAAGUUCCCUCACACGCUUCGUAUGCGUCUUAUGCGAGAGCAUCUGGGCGUCGACGUGGACUGCAUUUCUGAAGAGGAAAUGGCCAGUCAAAUGUCUGAUGCCGAUAGCGUCGGUUUCCGUACCGAGUCCUCUGGGCCCGGUUCGCCUACAGCUCAACGCACGACCGAACAAAAGCUAGAAGAGAACAACUACAGGAUGCAGGAUGAGCUUAUUCAAAAGGCCGAAAAUCUACACAGCUUCAACCACGACUUUGACUGGGCGCAAGACGAGAAUCCACACCUGCACAGCAACAAGAAGCCGUCAACCGACACUCGUGUGCAGAACAACGCAGCGCAUUCAAGGGAUGUCCGCGGUGAAGGCGCCGAUCACAUGCUAGAGGUGGAGCAGCUCAAGCCAGCCCUUGCCCAUGGCAGGGAUUCGUAUAUUGAUGAGCAUGGCCACGAGAAACUCGUAACGGACAUUGCAGCCGAAGGUCUGGCGGCUACACCAAAAAAGAACCCUGCCUUCAGAACGCGAAAGCGCAGCGGCACUACGGGUACUAGGAACAGUGCAACCAGCGCGUUGACCGAGGGAACUGGAUAUGCCGGCCUUCCACCUCCCAAACUCCCACGUAUGGACACGGCGAAGCUAGGCCUUACGCAACUCAGCCAGCUACCUGCAUUGCCCAUCUCAGACGACACGGACAUUGGCGGACCACCUGCUCUCCAGCGCACCGUGAGUCAAGGCUCGUCCUCGGUCCUCAACCCAAUUCUCUCCGAGAUGCGACGUCCCCUUGUGACCGAAGACUGCAUGCGCGACCCUAUCAACGACACCUUCUUCCUCGACACCUGGCACCAGAUUGCUGAGAACAACACCAAGCUGUUCCGCCAAGUUUUCCGCUGCAUGCCCGAUAACGAAGUCCGUACAUGGAAAGAGUACCAAGAGUAUACUGCCUUUGGUGAGCGCUUCGCCAAGUCUCAGGGCGGCGGCAAGGGCCAAGUACACAAGCAGCAGGGUGCGCCGACUACUACAGGACCGCCUGGUACAGGAAUUACCGGCAAGCUUAGCACAACGGCUGGCAAUGUUGGAAACAAGGUCGGAGCCUUGGGUGAGAAGCUCACUGAGAAAAUGACCAACAAUUCUGAUAGCAAGAUCAAUACCGAGCCAAACGCUCACCAGCCCAGUGUCGAGCUAUGGACAGACGACCAAGAGAGAGGAUCGCAUGCUCGUAACCCGUCUCCACUAGCAAGCCGCGGCGGCAUUCAUGUCGACACAGCUUCUGGAUCCACGCUGAAUGAGAAGCUGGCGCCAGAGCCUGCGGAUGAUGCCGUCGUAUCUCCAAUGAACGCUGCUCCACCAGAGAAGACAUUUACCUUCCCUGCUCCACCGCCUAUUCCGGACAGCUCUUACAACGAUUUCGCCUCGCAACACCCUCCUCCAACAUCACACUCGCACCGCGAACGCUCUCGCCAAGUAACCAUCAACGAGCCAGCAAACCACCCUGGUCAAACGUCUACUCCUCCAAACCGCUCUAACACGAAGCGUUCUCGUCGACGCGGCACGACCAAGAGCUCCAACAAGACGUUCAAUGCGACAGACGCCGAAAUGAUGCUUGACAAGGAAGACGCAAAGAGAGUGCUUGAAUUGGUCCAGGGCCAUCUUGUGCUUUGGCCAUAUGAUUGGCUGGAAAGCGAAGAAAAGGGUGGCGGAUGGCUGUACAACGUUGAUCAGAUUGCACCGUUGGAGAUUUAG
Molecule: messenger RNA, 5718 nt
Organism: Exserohilum turcica Et28A
Lineage: Eukaryota; Fungi; Ascomycota; Dothideomycetes; Pleosporales; Pleosporaceae
Exons: 1
Coding region: 1-5718 (1905 amino acids)
Biological process (GO): cell motility
Molecular function (GO): catalytic activity; phosphatidylinositol binding
Source: RefSeq, a predicted model, not a curated record